AUGACCACCACCACCACCUAUUCCUCCCCCAAAACCACCACCACCACCGCCACCAAUUCCGCCACCUAUUACUUUGCCGAUACCUCCACCGAAACCACCGCCAACUCCUCCACCGGUACCUCCUCCAAAUCCACCACCACCACCAAAUCCUCCACCUCCACCACCACCACCAAAUCCUCCACCACCGCCUAUUCCUCCACCGAGUCCACCUCCCAUACCGCCACCAGCUCCUCCACCUCCACCUCCGAUUCCACCUCCAAUUCCACCUCCAAUUCCUCCUCCUAUGCCUCCACCAGCACCACCGCCUCCUCCUCCUGCCCCGCCACCAAUGCCUCCACCGGCACCACCACCAA
This is a messenger RNA of Erythranthe guttata (spotted monkey flower), 353 nucleotides long. Lineage: Eukaryota; Viridiplantae; Streptophyta; Magnoliopsida; Lamiales; Phrymaceae. The record is from RefSeq and is a predicted model, not a curated record.